This is a messenger RNA of Lytechinus pictus (painted urchin), 4430 nucleotides long. Its product is annotated as argininosuccinate lyase-like. Bases 533 to 1927 code for a protein of 464 amino acids. The record is from RefSeq and is a predicted model, not a curated record. Gene Ontology annotation, cellular component: cytosol. Gene Ontology annotation, molecular function: argininosuccinate lyase activity. The transcript has 14 exons. Lineage: Eukaryota; Metazoa; Echinodermata; Echinoidea; Temnopleuroida; Toxopneustidae.
AUAAAUCUUGCAAGAUAUCGAAAUGGGUUCUACGGACUGACUGCCGACUUGCUUUUCUUUUUGUACCACGCCCCCUUACGUAGAGAUUUCAUCAGCAGCUUACAAGCUCAAGUCGCUGUCGGCCGCUAGCGCUAGCGCGAGCUACACAGGCCGUAUAGCGGUAGAGUUCAUCGCAUCGCAUGUGCCGCAAAGGUCGCCGCGCUCUUCAAAACAAUCUCGAGGUCGACUUGGUAUAUUGGAGGAGGGAUCUACUAAUGAAGCUAAGGAUUAUUUGUUGCAGCCAUUGAAUUCUGUAUAGAUUUUGAGAUUUUAGAGAACAACGUUGCCGGAUUCACAUUCUUGCUCAAUGUUGCCUGUUUCCUGUUCACUGUGAAACUGAAAGUGCGGUUGAACUUGAUCGAUGUUGUUCGAAUAGAGAUGUAUUAGUAUAUAUCUCUUUGUUCUAACUUCUAACGUUUAUAGUGUGGAUGUAUUCGGGAAGGACAUUUUGUUGUACAUUGAUUCGUGAUUUGCAAUAUCAUCAGUACCAGUGAUGGCGGCAAUGGAAAAGACUGGUAAGCUAUGGGGAGGGCGUUUCACUGGCGACACUGAUCCAGUCAUGGAGAAGUUCAAUGCCUCGAUUGGUUUCGAUAAUCGCAUGUGGAAGGCUGACAUAGAGGGCAGCAAAGCUUAUGUAAAAGCUAUCUGCAAAGUUGGACUGGUCACGGAGGAGGAAAAGGAUAUGAUAUCCCAUGGUCUUACACAGGUAGCAGAUGAAUGGGAGAAGGGACAGUUUACAAUUAAGCCUGGAGAUGAAGACAUUCACACUGCCAAUGAAAGAAGACUCAAGGAAUUCAUUGGACCAGUUGCAGGAAAGUUACACACAGGCAGAAGCAGAAAUGACCAGUGUGCUACUGACAUGAGGCUAUGGCUGAGAGAUAGUAUAGAAUACAUGUACCCGAUGGUUAAAAAUCUCAUCAAUGUACUUGUACAGAGAGCAAGACAAGAGGUCGAUGUACUGAUGCCAGGGUACACCCAUAUGCAGAGAGCACAGCCAAUCAGAUGGAGUCACUGGCUUCUAAGUCAUGGUUGGGCUUUACAGAGAGAUGCUCAAAGAUUAAAGGAGCUCCAAGCCAGGGUCAAUGUCAUGCCUCUUGGAGGAGGUGCUCUUGCAGGAAAUCCAUUCAAUGUCAACAGAGAAGUCCUUGCUCAUGAACUCAAAUUUGGCAGCCCAUCACCCAACAGCCUUGAUGGUACAAGUGGGCGUGACUUUGUAGCAGAGUUUCUCUUCUGGGCUUCGAUGACAAUGAUCCAUCUAAGUAAGGUUUCUGAAGAUCUUAUUCUUUAUUCUUCCAAGGAAUUCAGCUUUGUCAAGCUAGCUGAUGCGUACAGUACUGGAAGUAGUUUGAUGCCCCAGAAGAAGAAUGCAGAUAGUUUAGAGCUCAUCAGAGGGAAGACAGGAAGAGUAUUUGGCAAAUGUUCUGGUUUCUUGAUGACACUGAAGGGGCUGCCUAGUACAUAUAACAAGGAUUUACAAGAAGAUAAAGAGGCCAUGUUUGAUGCAUAUGAUACCCUCACAGGUGUAUUACAAGUUGCUACUGGUGUGAUAUCGACAUUGACAAUCUUCCCUGAGACAAUGAGAACUGCCCUUAGUCCUGAUAUGCUUUCUACUGAUCUAGCUUAUUAUCUGGUCAGAAAAGGAAUCCCAUUCCGUGAAGCUCAUGGUUUUUCAGGAGAGUGUGUUGCCCUAGCUGAGCAGAAGAACUGCUCACUUGUUGAUCUCACUUUGGAAGAUCUCCAGACCAUAAAUCCGUUAUUUGAAGAAGAUGUUGUGCAUGUCUUUGAUUAUGAGAACAGCGUUGAACAAUACAGCAGCUCAGGGGGAACCAGUAAACAGUGUGUUCUGACACAAGCUUCUCAGCUAGAAAUGUGGAUCACUUCUCAUUGAACAUCUCAACAAAAAUGGAGCAGUGGGAACACCACUUGAUGCUCUUUUUGCAUGUACUCACUCAUUAUGAGUUAGGUGUACUAUUGGAGAUGAUAGAUGAGUAAACCAGGACAAGGGUUGUGUGAACAGUGUUUUCAGCACCGCUUUUUAUAGUCUCCUUGAUCCCCCAUAUGUGAAACAAAGACUUCUUCUGAAGUAAAGAUUCAUCUUGGAUGAGCAUUUGUAUGUUCCUAUUACAACCAAAAAAGACUCAAGGAAUAUUUAUUUACAACUUCAUUAGAAUGAUAACUCUAAAAAUGUUAGUUUGCAUGCAUAACAUUCUUCUUUGUGUUGUGUCUGUUACUUCUUAUCUUAUCUUCACACUGUUUGAAUUUGUAAAGUUGAAGAGCUUACUGUGAAGAAAAACUUACCAAUUGUGAUUGCUUUCGUGACUGUUCAUCAAUUAUACUUAUGCUGUAUGUAUACUAGUAUACAGGAUUCAAGUCUGCAUAAAGAUUAUAUCAUACAUUUAUUCUAAUAUUUCAAAAUUUAUUAAUCGGAAUGUCAUUUUCCUUUGGUUGAUUCCUUAUUAACGAUAUUUGAAUAAGUGCCCUCUCAGUGAUGUUUUAAAUAGAGCCUGUACGCACAUAUGCUUCAUAUGAAUAUAUUAUUUUGAUCCACUUCUCCCACCAUUCAAUGUGGAUCGUUUUCAUUUUGAAAUAUUAAAAUUGUAAACCACAUAAUCCCCUAUUUUACUGAGUAAUGAAUUACAACUUUGAAAGUUUAAUAUUCAAUAUGAAACCUGAACAUACGAGCAUUUAAACUGGACAUUGCUGCCUUUUAUUUGACAUACAAAUCACCCGUCAGUUUGGCAAAUUCAGCAAUAGUGAAUAGUGAAAGUGGAUUGAAAAUGUAAAAUAUUAGGAACUGCAUGCUUCUAUUACUGGAUUGUUAUCAACAUGGAGACUGGAUUGGUAAUUGUCAACCCCUUUUUCCCCCCAGGAACUGUCCUAACAAUAGGAAAUGUCGACAGUUACUGUAUGUCAUGAGCCUUUUUUUUUUUUACUUUAAAAUUUUGUCUACUAUGUUUGUCACUUAAUGUCUGUAUUUUACUACAUAUUUCCAGUAUUUAUAUGCCAUCAAAAUGCCAUCAUGAGAAAUGAAAUUUUGUCAAAUGCCACAACUUUUUUGGAAUUUAUUUUUAAAAAUCCAUUUGAACAUUUUGGUCUGAUAUGACAGGUUUUAUUGCAUUUUUACUAUCAUUCUUUUUUGCUGGGUGGGGGAGGAGGGCGUUGGCACUUUUACAUGUUACGGUGUCCAGAAACGUAGUAUUAAUUUAAUCUGAAAUGGCCUUCUUUUGCCGUGGCAAUUAUUAUGGGAGAGGGAGGAGCUGGUUUGGUGCAAUACUUUCAUUUUUUUAAAGCAUUCCAGGUUUCAUAAUAAUGUUUAGGAUACAGUGCACCUGCAUUUUGUAUCGGUCAACUCUCAUUGUACAUUGUAAGAAUCAUGGAUGUAAAAUUUACUGUGAGACUUUGAGAUAAGGGACAGGUAUUUGUCGAUCUUUCACAAGUUAAAUAUUUGCCCAAGUCAAAGCAAGCUUCUAAAGAAGAUUUAAUAAGCAAAAUAGGUGUUGUAUAUCUCAUCUGAAUCAAAAUGUGUGCUAUGUUGAAUAUAUUUCUUUGUUUCAAAAAGAUUUUAUUUUAGCCUUUGGCGCACUUCACGAUCCAACUGGCAAAGUUACCUGGAAAUUGCUCUUUGGUAAUACAGUAAUUACUCAUAAACCUGUAUAUCAUUUAAAAGGUCAACAUUUAAUUAACUAUGAGAACUAUUUAAAUAUUUGAUGAAAUAAAUAUAAUGUUCACAUGUUACAGCAUUUUUUUAUAUAAAUCUAUGAGUUUGUCGGUUUAAGGUCAAGUACACACCAAAAAGCUGAUUUGAAUCAUACAGAAUAGAAUAAAAAUUGGAUGUGAAAUAUAAUUAACUUGUUUGGGUGGACUUAACCUUAACAGAGCAAAUGCAUUAUUAUGGGGUAGUUAUAUUUCAUGUACAGGUCUCUCCAGCUCUGAUACAAUGUACAUGUUGGAUUCCAUGUAGAUGGAGCAGCUGAGAUUAUAACUGUAUCAUGCAUAUUGUUUUAGUAUUGUUUAAGAAUUUUAGUUCAUGCUUAAGGCCUGGUCCCACUGGCCAAUGGAUACAAAACGUAUUCAUAAUGGAUACAGCGGACAAGCAAAUUUCAGGGUGGCUCAAUCCAUUUUCAUCUGCUCCAGACAAUGGACAGAAUGGGCGAACAAUAAAAUUACAGUGGACGGAUGCUUGAUGGAUAUAAGGCGUAUGAAACACAUAUGCAAUACGUAUGGAAAGAGUACAAUGGAAACAGAACGUUUUCUAACGGAUGGCAAGAUUUUUUUCCGUUUUACAUCCUCUCUGCAUCCGUAAGUGCAGUGGCACCAAGCCUUCAGUUAAGUGCAAGACUAAAGAAUGUGAAAUACAUGUAUUUACUCAAAUAUACUUGUUCAAGACUCAA